AUGGCUUCUAAAAAAUUUCCAGCGAGACUCGCUACAUGUGGUUCCGUAGAACGAGUAUUGCGCUCAUUAGCGCUACUGGUCAUCCUCUCGUGCCUCAUUGGAGUCUGUUACCAUCGACUCAUCGCGCCGUCGUCGCCCGACGCCGCUCCUUACACCUUCAACAGUAGCGCCGCAGUCCGCGAUCGCCCCUCUACUACUAGUAGUGACAGUCUCCCUCUCAAGAAUCUGACCGACCUCCACAGUACCGCCGCAGUCCGCGAUCGCCCCCCUACUAUUAAUACUCUCCCUCUCAAGAAUCUGACCGACUCGUGCGUGACGGCCAUGAGAGACGCCCACUUUUCCCCGCCCAACGGCACCACAGUUCGUGGCGGCCCCGCGCUGACUCCGCCGCAGGAGCGCGCGGCAGCGGCGUGCAGAGCGGAGCUGCGGAACGUGCUGCAGCAGUGGGCGGCGGAAGCGAGGCGGAAAGAGGCCGAGGCGGUCGACCAGGCCGCGGAGUCGCCGGAGCAGCCGAGCCCCCACGCUCAGCUCACACGGGAAGCUCACAGCCCCGCUGAUAGCCGCGCUGAUAGCCCUGAUACGCGCCGUACGGCCGAUAGUACCACCUCCGGCGCCAAUGGCGGCACCAGCACCCUCUCCAACACGCGCUCUCACCUCGUGGAGGCCGCCCUCUUCGCCCGAGCCACCAACCGCACGCUGGUGCUGCCCAAGGCCAGUCGCAGCCGCCUCUCACUCGCCCAUGCGCUGCCCCUCUGCGCCUACUUCGAUCUCUCUCGCCUCGACGCCCACUGGAUCUCGCCCGACCUCUUCCUGCUCCUCGCUAGAGCCGCCCUCACCCCGCCCUUUGCUGCUUCUGCAGCUAAAGCCGGCCCUUCCGUGGCCUUCGUGCAUCUGCAGACCUCCCAAGUGUGGCGGAUGACCUUCACUCAAGGGCCUCUGGUGGACAUGGUGAGUGAGCUGAUGGUGUAUGGCAUGGGCCAUCCACCCUCGAGACGCAACACUGUUGAUGUCGUUUUGCCGGCCAGCAGCAGUGCAGUUCUCCAGCAGUUGCAUCAGUGGCGGCACAGGGACGUGAUGGUGUGGGUGAAGACCACAUACGACCGGGUGGCCUUCCACCGUCCCACAGACGACAUCUCCUUCGAGAUGCUUCCAUACAGCCGGGAGUGGCACGCCAUGGCGCAACAAGCCAUUGCCCGCCUGCCCCCGCAGUACAUUGCGGUGCACUAUCGCUCCGAGUUCAUCGCCUUCCACCUCGCACACAAGCUAGUGCGAAGAGGCUUCAAAGUGGAGGCAGGCGUGCUGGAUGAGCUGAUGACGGGGUGCAUGGAGGCAGCUCGCGACCUCAUCAACGGCAUGAAGCGCCGCCACAACAUCUCCGCCGUCUUCAUCGCCGCCGACGUGCCGUUUGACGACAAGGCGGGCAGCGUGGUGCGGUCGGACUCGUGGCGAGAUACCACUUGGAUGUUCCAAGGCCGAGAGAGGGUGCUGGAGGCCACGCGGGAGAAGCUGCGGUGGUUGAGGGAGCAGGUGACCGGCACAGUGAUGGUGGACGAGCUCUUGCCUGCUGUCAACCAGUAUGACCCCGGCAUUGUGGCAAUAUUGGACAAGCUGCUGUGCGCACAUGCCGACAUGUUCCUAGCUGGAUCCAUCACAUGCGGGGGAAGUCGCGGCUUUGAGCAGGACAUUAGGCAACACAGGAGCCAAUUCAACAAGACGCUCCUUCAUAGAUGGGUCUCACAGACAGACAAGCUUCUACAUCAAUCAAACAGCAGCUCUGCAACUGUAGGCUAA
This is a messenger RNA of Closterium sp. Yama58-4, 1791 nucleotides long. Lineage: Eukaryota; Viridiplantae; Streptophyta; Zygnematophyceae; Desmidiales; Closteriaceae. The record is from the annotation of a GenBank genome assembly.